AUGCCUCUCCGUCGUAGUAAGAUAUUAGUAAAAUGGAUCUACGAGAACCAGCACAAGAUGCAAACCCUGCGUCGCUGCAGCUCGACUCUCCGGUACAAGGAGUUAGAAGAAAACAGCGUACAAGCCACCCUAGAGCACGUGGCUCCCGUUGAAGCCGGUGCACCUACGCACCAACCACGCCCAGAUACCACACCUGAUAUAUCUUUCAAGUAUGACGACCUCAGGGUGUCUCUGGCGGCGCCGUACCAGUUACAGAGGAAGCCGGAAGCUGUGGAUUUGGGCUUCGGGAAGUACUUCACUGAUCACAUGCUCAAAAUCAAUUAUCACACUGAGUUGGGUGGGUGGCAAAAACCGGAGAUAACGCCUUUCGAAAACUUGUCGAUACACCCCGCGGCGAAGGCUUUGCACUAUGCCGUACAACUAUUUGAAGGAUUAAAAGCAUACCGGGGGGUCGACGAUAAGAUUAGAUUGUUUCGACCUGAAUUGAACAUGGAAAGGAUGAAUUUGGCAGCAAAACGCUCGGGGCUGCCCAUGUUUGAUGGCGAGGAGCUGAUUAAAUGCAUCACAAGAUUGGUUCAGAUUGAUCAAGAGUGGGUCCCACAUUCGGAGACUUCCACGCUUUACAUCCGUCCCACUUUAAUCGGAACUGAGCCCACCUUCGGCAUAGUGGCGCCGGAAACGGCCAUGCUUUUUGCGAUUUUGAGUCCAGUGAGUGCCUACUACAAGACGAAUUCGGAUGGCGCCGUUUCAAUAUACGCUGAUCCUAACGUCGUGCGUGCUUUCCCUGGUGGGGUGGGCAAUAGAAAAGUUGGCUCUAACUAUGGACCGACGAUCGAGAUAACGUCGCAAGCUUCAAAAUUGGGACAUCAACAAGUAUUAUGGCUCUUCGGGCCAAAUCAGGAACUAACUGAAGUGGGUGCAAUGAACAUCUUCCUUGUUUACAUCAAUGAACAUGGAGAUAAACAACUGAGCACGCCUCCAUUAAAUGGCCUGAUACUGCCGGGCGUGACGAGGAGGUCCAUACUCGAGCUGGCGAGUCAGUGGGAGGACAUCACAGUCAAAGAGGAAGUCAUGACUAUGGACAGGGUUAUAGAGCUGAAGAACCAGGGCAGGUUACUAGAGAUGUUCGGAGCUGGAACAGCUGUAAUAAUCACGCCAAUCAGUAACGUCGGUUACCUGGACAAAAACAUUCACGUACCUACCAUGAAGCAGAAACACGCUGUAUACCAGCGGCUCAAGGACACGCUAUUGGCGAUCCAAUACGGGCAUAUAGAGCACCCCUACGCCAAAAUAAUAACGUAG
Messenger RNA from Leptosia nina, 1302 nucleotides. Lineage: Eukaryota; Metazoa; Arthropoda; Insecta; Lepidoptera; Pieridae. The record is from the annotation of a GenBank genome assembly.